AUGUCUUCUAUUGCUAAAUCUAUAAAUUUGAAGGAAAUAACAAUCGAAAACAAUCCAAUCUCAUUAGCGGGAGAUUGCGUCUCAUUUCUCGUCAGUUAUCUGCCUUUAUUGAACUCUCUCAAUCAACUUCAAAUAACAGAACAAGUGCGUAGAGCUGCUAAUGCAUGGCGACGUAACAAGGAAAACACUGACCAAAAUUUUCAACAUCUUUCAACUGACGUCAGUUCGAGUAUUCGAAGGGAAGAAAUUAUUUCUAAUGCGAAAACCAAUUGGGAAUUGAUUCGUCAAUCAAAUAUUGCUGGGCAACGUCUGAAUAGCCAAGCAAAAAAAUCGAUUAUCAAACCCAAGUUAACAUCGAGCAACUCAAUAUCGUCUACCUCAACAGCAUCUUCGAGCACCACAACAAAUGAAAAUAAAAAUAAGAAAUGUUCAAUUCGUCAAGGUUUUGAGCAAUUAAAAACUCAAAAAUCUGAAUUGUCGAGUUCGUCAUCAGUCGAAAAUUCAAAUCCUAUGACUUCGGAAAAAGAAACUGACAAUGUCACUGAAGCUGAAUGUAAUUUAUUUCAUUUACCUCCUGUAAUUGACAAGACAACCGAGUCAGCUGCAUCAAGUACGAGACCAAAUAUUGAUUCUGAAUCGAGUGCUUUUAGUUCUGACAUUGAUGAUGAAAAAAAUGUCAAGUCUCAAAUUCCUACAACACCACCAAUUACAACUUAUUCAUUGACAAAGACAUCGUCACCGAUUGAGAUCUUAAGAAAAGAAGACGAAGAGAGAAGCAUCAUUGAGAAUGAUAAUAAAACAUCUUUUACUCCACCAUUGCCUACAUUGCAAGCGGAAAUUGCUGAUUCAGUAAUCGAUACAAUUGAGGGUGAUGGUGAUGAAAUUAAAGAUACCAUGCAAAAUGAUUUGACAGAUCAUCCAAGAGAGACACCUUCACCUUUAACUCAAACAGAUAAAGAGAAAGCGCCUUUAACAAUUAUCGAUAACGCCAGGGGAAUAUCGAUUCAGCCUACGAUAAAUAUCGAAGCAAGUUCACUGUGUAAAUCAGGAAAAGCUUUUAAUGUUCAGACCGUGGAAAUGAAAAUUGAAACCAUUGAAGCUGAUAAGCUUUCAAUAAUCUCUAAAACAUCAGCUAAAACUAGUAAUGAGUCAAUCAACACGUUAUCGUCAGCUUACGAGGAGCGACAGGUUCAUUCAAGUCACACUAAUUAUUAUCCAAGAAAUCGCAGUGGUACACGCAAAAUAGGCCCACCACUUGUUCGUUCGCAAACAGCACGAAAUCUAUCAUCGCAAUUGAAUAAUCAACAAAAUGGGCCGAGUAAUCAAACUACGAAUCAAAAAAAGGAGCCGAAAAAGGAAACCGAUAAAGAUCGCGAACAAGGUGGCGAUUAUUUAGUGGAAAUACUUGGCCGUUACCUUAAUGUGUAUGGUGUCGGAGCAAUCAAGUUUGUUGACAAGCAAUGGAACGUGCAGAAGGCUCAAGAUGUUCAUACUGUCAAAUUCUCUUAUAUCAACUUCAACAGCAUUUCACCAAUCUUAGGAAGAAUUAAAGUCAGAUUUCCUAAUGUUGAAAACUAUGUUUUCCGGGAGACGAACUUCGUUUGUUUGGGUCAAUUGAAUGCAAUAGCUGAUACGCAAGGAUUAAAAGCUAUAACAAUCGAUACUGAAGGAAAUCCAUUGACAAAUAAAAACUGGAGAACAUAUGCCAUUUAUCGCUUAAGCCAUUGGGGAUUGAAGCAAAUAAAUGGAGUAGAAAUCACGGACGAUGAAAUAGCCGAAGCUGAAUCUACUUAUGCCGGACUUGCUGAUCUUGUGUUAUGGUCAUUGCCUGAUUCUCUUCUCCAACCUCUUUUCACAAGAUUGCAUGUCGACGAAACCAUUCUAACAAAUAAAAUGACACCCAAAGAGUGGCUCAUGAAGCAUGCUGAUGAUUCGAUUCGAAAUGUUGUAGGAAAAGAAGCUUUGCAAUGGAAGAAAACGACUUCACAACAAGACGAGUUGGCAAUAAGAGUGAAGGGGAAAAUGUAUUUCAGUAAAAUGAUGGAGAACACUGUGAAUGCAGUUGAAAAACUACAAAAGUUAGAAUAUCUUUGGCAAAAUGUUCUUCUCGAAAUGAUAAGAAAUACUCUCAUUGAUUACAAUCAAAUUGACAUUUAUGUUAGAAAUCUAAUGACAGAUAUUUUAAAAGAUAAUGAAAAAUAA
Messenger RNA from Clunio marinus, 2202 nucleotides. Lineage: Eukaryota; Metazoa; Arthropoda; Insecta; Diptera; Chironomidae. The record is from the annotation of a GenBank genome assembly.